Molecule: messenger RNA, 576 nt
Organism: Effrenium voratum
Lineage: Eukaryota; Dinophyceae; Suessiales; Symbiodiniaceae
Source: the annotation of a GenBank genome assembly
AUGUCUCGCAGGUUGCUCAUUUAUGGCAGCCACCUUCGGGAGGACAUUCAGGAUGGCCUGGGCUAUGGCUGGUCACUUCCCGAAGGUGUCUCACCCUCCCUGGAUUGGGACAAGCUGAUUGAGGCCAAGAACGCUGAGGUCACCCGCCUGAACGGCAUCUACCGGAAGUUGCUGGACGGUGCUGGCGUGAAGCAUUUCGAGGGCUAUGCUCGCAUCGUGGAUCCCCACACCGUGGAGGUCAACGGGGAGCGGCAUACCGCCAAGUACAUCUGCGUGGCCACGGGCGGCCGGGCCACUCGGCUGCCCAUCCCCGGCAAAAACCUACCGGGCGUGUUGACCAGCGACGAGGCGCUGGCCCUGCCCAAGAGGCCAGACAAGCUGGUGAUCAUUGGCGGCGGCUACAUUGCGGUGGAGUUUGCGGGCUACUUCCACGGCUACGGGACGGAAGUGCACCUGGUCUUCCGCCAGGACAAGCCACUGCGAGGAUUCGAUGAGGCGGGUGUCGUGAAGCUGACGGAGUGUGAAGCUUGUGGAUUGGAGGGUGCUCUUACUCCACCAGGCUGGGUCGUUUCAUAG